GAUUAAUUGUGACUUUUGAGACGUGUAUUCGUGUUGUGAUGACAAUAAAUUAGUUGAAGUUCUUUUUGUAACCCAAAAAUGCAGCACGACGACGUCGUAUGGAGUGUUAUCAACAAAUCAUUUUGUUCGUUUAAAGUCAACACAAAAACACAAAGAUUCUGUAAAAAUGAAUACAACCUGACAGGUUUGUGCAGCAGAGCAUCAUGCCCUUUGGCAAACAGUCAGUAUGCAACAAUCAGAGAAGAGAGUGGCAUUAUUUAUCUGUAUAUGAGAACAGCUGAGAGAAUUCACUUUCCAAAAAAUGCAUGGGAAAAAGUUAAGUUAUCUCGUAAUUUUGAAAAAGCAAUUCACCAAAUCAAUGAGAAUUUACUGUACUGGCCAUCAUUCAUUAAAGCAAAAUGCAAACAGAGGUUCAUCAAAGUUACUCAGUAUUUAAUCAGAAUGAGAAAGUUAAAGCUUAGACGUCAGAAGAAACUUGUACCAAUACAAAGAAAAAUUGAAAGAAGAGAAACACGUAGGGAAGAAAAAGCUCUUAUUGCCGCCAAACUUGACACUAAUAUAGAAAAGCAGUUGAUGGAGAGGUUGAAAAAAGGAGUGUACAAAGAUAUUUACAACUUUCCACAAAAAGUCUUUGACAAAGCAGUCGAAGCUGUUGAGGUUGAAGGUGAAAGUGAGGAAGAAGAAAGUGAAGAAGAAACAGAAAAGGAAAUCGAAAGAGAAGUGGAAGAGGAGUUGGAGGCUGAUGAAGAAGCUGAAACUGGGGCUCAUCAAUUUAUUGCAGCUGAUAGCGAUGAAGAAGAUAGCGAUGACGACGAAAUGGAAUACAAUGAUGAUAGUGAUUCUGGUGUCAGGGAAGAAACUGACGUAUCUUCUAAUUUUGAGUCUGAAGAUGAGAUCGAGGAUACUGUUCCAUCAAGUAAUAAGAGUAAAAUUGCCAAGCCUAAAGUAACCAAGAAAUUGAGGAAACGACCUAAGGUUACAGUUGAAUAUGACGAAAUAGAAAACGAAUUGGAAGAGGAGAGACGAGUGGAAAGUGUUAGAUAGA
Molecule: messenger RNA, 1045 nt
Organism: Copidosoma floridanum
Lineage: Eukaryota; Metazoa; Arthropoda; Insecta; Hymenoptera; Encyrtidae
Gene: Rbm13
Product: RNA-binding motif protein 13
Biological process (GO): maturation of 5.8S rRNA; maturation of LSU-rRNA
Cellular component (GO): nucleolus; preribosome, large subunit precursor
Source: RefSeq, a predicted model, not a curated record